Molecule: messenger RNA, 483 nt
Organism: Volvox carteri f. nagariensis
Lineage: Eukaryota; Viridiplantae; Chlorophyta; Chlorophyceae; Chlamydomonadales; Volvocaceae
Exons: 1
Coding region: 1-483 (160 amino acids)
Source: RefSeq, a predicted model, not a curated record
AUGCCGUACUGUGGCACCCACCUACGCACUCGCCAUGCCGUACUGUGGCACCCACCUACGCACCCGCCAUGCCGUACUGUGGCACCCACCUACGCACCCGCCAUGCCGUACUGUGGCACCACCUACGCACCCGCCAUGCCGUACUGUGGCACCCACCUACGCACCCGCCAUGCCGUACUGUGGCGCCCACCUACGCACCCGCCAUGCCGUACUGUGGCGCCCACCUACGCACCCGCCAUGCCGUACUGUGGCACCACCUACGCACCCGCCAUGCCGUACUGUGGCGCCCACCUACGCACCCGCCAUGCCGUACUGUGGCGCCCACCUACGCACCCGCCAUGCCGUACUGUGGCACCACCUACGCACCCGCCAUGCCGUACUGUGGCGCCCACCUACGCAGGUGGCAAAUGGGAAGGGCGUUGUUCAAGGCACCCGCGACCGUUACCACACAGCAGGUGGGGCCACCCAGGCAGCAGCAGCUAA